Colletotrichum costaricense is the source of this 1278-nucleotide messenger RNA. RefSeq lists its product as uncharacterized. Gene Ontology annotation, molecular function: protein binding. NCBI's taxonomy places the organism in Eukaryota, Fungi, Ascomycota, Sordariomycetes, Glomerellales, Glomerellaceae. The record is from RefSeq and is a predicted model, not a curated record. Bases 1 to 1278 code for a protein of 425 amino acids. The transcript is spliced from 2 exons.
AUGAAGUGUCUGCUUCUCCUGUGCACAGGAUUGACCCAUGUUCUGGGGAACGUCAAGAAUACCGGCCCCGACGCACUCUGUGUCUUUCCCCAGCCUCUCGCACACUCCUUGAUCUGCACCGUCAAGGAUGUUGUAGACCCGCUCACCACCGCUCGGGACCGCGUCUCGUCUAACUCUUCAGGCUUACCAACAAGUUCUCUCUGGACUGGGAUUUCUCGAUGCUUCAAAGAAGGGCUUGAAUCUCCCGAAUUUUGCAUUUACAUCAAGGAAGACUACGGAGGCAAGGGCAUGGCUGUCAUAACCGAGGCCGAGACUGCCAGUCAUAUUGUGAAUAGUCGGGGGUUUACCGAACCAAGCUAUCUUAUGGGUACCAAUCAGAUAUCGCCAAAGAUUAAGGUCGCGGCUAUUCCUGGCAAAGAAUAUGGAUUGGUAGCCACUGAACGUAUCGCACGGGGUGAGGUGAUUCUCAAAGAGACCGCCAGUCUUCUGGUUGACUGCUCAGCACUCGAAUCGAUGCCACGAAACCAGCUGGACAUCAUGAGAGCUCAUGCAGUAGGCCUGUUGAAUUCCCAUCAUCGGAAUCAGGUCAUGAAUCUGUCUACGCACGGAUACCAUGGAGGCGAGGUAUCUACCGUCGCUGCAAUUGCCAAGAACAAUAUGUUUUCGAUCAGCACCAAUAGCAGCCGUACUGACGACCGGUUUUAUGCACUGUUUGCUCAAACUUCUCGCCUGAAUCACGAUUGCCGCCCCAACAUCGACUACUGGUUUGAUCCUCGGACUCUCACACAGCGCACAACCGCCCUUCGCGACAUCGUCCCCGGCGAAGAGCUCACAAUCAGUUAUGUCGAGCCUUUGCAAUCUCGCGAUGACAGGCAGAAUCGUCUGCACUCCAACUGGGGCUUCAAUUGCAGCUGUCAUUUUUGCAAACAAUCUGAUCUCAUGACUGAAGCCUCAGACAAACGAAUAGCACAAAUCUACUCACUGCUUGAGGAGCUGAAGGAUCACUCGCCUCAGUCAAAUGCUACACCACAAAUGGCCGAGCUUCUUAUAUCUCUGUAUCACCAAGAGCACAACUGGAGUUUCCUUAGUGAGGCCUACAUGCUUGCUGCAAUUGAAUACAGCGGUGUUGGAGAGCCGUGGCUUGCGAGAAAGUAUGCUAGCCUAGCAAUCGAUGCUGGUCUCCUCUCUCUGUGGGAAGAUCAUAGACACGUCAAAGAUAUGGAAGAUCUCGCGAGGGAUCCCUGGUCACAUUGGAGUUGGAUGCUGAGAAAACAUUAA